Molecule: messenger RNA, 267 nt
Organism: Tetrapisispora phaffii CBS 4417
Lineage: Eukaryota; Fungi; Ascomycota; Saccharomycetes; Saccharomycetales; Saccharomycetaceae
Gene: DAD3
Product: Dad3p
Exons: 1
Coding region: 1-267 (88 amino acids)
Biological process (GO): attachment of spindle microtubules to kinetochore
Cellular component (GO): DASH complex; mitotic spindle
Source: RefSeq, a predicted model, not a curated record
AUGCCAGAGGAAUUAAGUCCAUUACAGCAAGAUGUACUCGAUAGGUAUUCAAAAUUAGCCAACAUUUUACAUUCAUUAGAUGAUACGUUGAAUGAGAUAAAUACUUCGUCGACGGAGUCCAGGACUUCCCCUGAAGAAGUUAUUAAUGAAAUGAGAGAAAUAGAGAUCAAGAUUGGGUUAGUUGGCACUUUACUUAAAGGUAGUGUGUAUUCAUUCAUAUUGCAACAGAAGAAACAAAAACAAGAGCAACAGCAACUACAACAAUAA